AAUUACCAGAUAAAUCAGAUAAAAGACAGAAGUCAACUACUAAGGAGGACAAAUUUUCUAUAGCAAAAAAACUUAUCAAAGAAUUUAAAGAUGAUAGUUUAUCUGAAGAUAGUUAUACUUAUCUUUAUAAAGAAAUAGUUAAAGCUAAAGCUAAUAAUUUUAUUGCAA
This is a messenger RNA of Racocetra fulgida, 168 nucleotides long. The record is from the annotation of a GenBank genome assembly. NCBI's taxonomy places the organism in Eukaryota, Fungi, Glomeromycota, Glomeromycetes, Diversisporales, Gigasporaceae.